Molecule: messenger RNA, 678 nt
Organism: Colletotrichum karsti
Lineage: Eukaryota; Fungi; Ascomycota; Sordariomycetes; Glomerellales; Glomerellaceae
Product: glutathione s-transferase
Exons: 5
Coding region: 1-678 (225 amino acids)
Source: RefSeq, a predicted model, not a curated record
AUGUCUUCUUCCACCAAGCCCCUCGUAUUGUACGGCUACACGCCCAACCCAAUGAAAGUGGCUAUGAUUCUCGAGGAAUUAGAGAUCCCCUGGGAGAUGAUCAAGAUCGACCUGGCCAAGGUCAAGGAGGAGGCCUAUACCUCCAUCAACCCCAACGGCCGUCUCCCCGCCCUCAAGGAUCCGAACACGGGCAUCACCCUCUGGGAAUCGGGCGCCAUCAUCGAGUACCUCGUCGAUACGUACGACACCGAGAACAAGAUAUCGUACGCUUCGUUCCCGGAGAAGUAUCUGCUGAAGCAGUUUCUGCAUUUUCAGAUGUCUGGCCAGGGCCCAUAUUUUGGCCAGCUUGGAUGGUUCACGUUGUUCCAUCCCGAGAAUAUCCAGAGCGCCAAAGAGCGAUACGAGGAGCAGACCGUUCGCGUCCUUUCCGUCCUUGAUGCUGUCCUCAAGGGGAAGAAGUAUCUCGUCGGAGACAAACCAACAUAUGCCGACAUUGCCUUCAUGCCCUGGGACUACCUCGGCCGUCUCUUGCUCGGCGAUGCCUGGAACGACAAGUACGACAUCGACUCCAAGUACCCUGACUAUACGGCAUGGGCCGAACGAGUCAAGGCCCGACCUGUCAUCAAGAAUGCGCUGGAGACGAUGAAGUCGGAGCGGGCUAAGGAGAGUGGGCAUUAG